AUGGAGGUGAACUCAGUGAAGAGAAUGAGGGUGGUGGGGUUGAGUUAUGGGGGGUUUGUGGCGUAUAGUUUAGCGGCGCAGUUUAAGGAAAUGGUGGAGAGGGUGGUGAUAUGUUGCGCCGGGGUGUGUUUGGAGGAGAAGGAUUUGGAGGAUGGGUUGUUUCCGGUGAAGAGUUUGGAGGAGGCGGCGGAGAUAUUGCUCCCGCAAACGCCGGAGAAGAUGAAGGAAUUGAUGCGGUUUACGUUUGUCAAGCCGCCCGUGAAGACUCCGAAUUGUAUACUUGUAGACUUCAUACAGAAAAGGAACGAAAUUCCACGUAUUGACAAAUGGGGAAAAAUCUUACCGGUUUCUGAAUGCUUCAUUUAUGACAAUAAGGAUGACGUAUUUAGGCUUACAUUUUAUCCAAAGGUGAUAACAUUUACUCAUUUUAAUAAGAGACAUAUAAUUCCAAGGGUGGAGAUACAAUAG
Helianthus annuus (common sunflower) is the source of this 468-nucleotide messenger RNA. RefSeq lists its product as uncharacterized. The transcript has 2 exons. The record is from RefSeq and is a predicted model, not a curated record. Bases 1 to 468 code for a protein of 155 amino acids. NCBI's taxonomy places the organism in Eukaryota, Viridiplantae, Streptophyta, Magnoliopsida, Asterales, Asteraceae.